Molecule: messenger RNA, 1795 nt
Organism: Micromonas commoda
Lineage: Eukaryota; Viridiplantae; Chlorophyta; Mamiellophyceae; Mamiellales; Mamiellaceae
Gene: CYCD2
Exons: 4
Coding region: 1-1365 (454 amino acids)
Biological process (GO): regulation of cyclin-dependent protein serine/threonine kinase activity; mitotic cell cycle phase transition
Cellular component (GO): cytoplasm; cyclin-dependent protein kinase holoenzyme complex; nucleus
Molecular function (GO): cyclin-dependent protein serine/threonine kinase regulator activity
Source: RefSeq, a predicted model, not a curated record
AUGGCCAACAUGUUCGGCGCGGUCGAUUUCGGGUUUCGCCCGAUCCGGCCCGACGAGGACUCCCUUCACUCCGGCCCCGCCGCGAGCACCGCGACCGCGAUGGACUGCGGGUCCGGGUACGAUGUCCGUCCGGAGCCCGCGGGUUCGGCGGACUGGCUCGAGACGGACGCGCUCAGCGACGACGAUCUCUUCAUCAGCGACAACGAGACGUUGCCCGAUGCCACCGGCUUCGGCGCGAGGCAGCGCGAGCUCAACGAGGCGCAGGCCGCCAAGCUCGCCGCGGAGCGACGACCGGCGCUGCGGUCGCCCUUCCGGGGAACCACCCUCGCCGAGCUCUGCGAGCGAUUCGGCGACUGCACACCCGCCUCGGCGACGCCGUGCAACGUCUGGUGCGAGGUGCUCGAGACCCUGCGCGAGCGCGAGCGGACCAAGCAGCGAUGGAGGCUCGACCCCAACACCGCGCGGCACAUGAAGUACCGCACAACGCUCAUCGAGUGGAUACUCGAGGUGUGCGCUGACUUCGGGUUCGGCCCCACCACCGCGGACCUCGCGGUGCAGUACAUGGAUCGCGUGCUGAGCAAGGUUAACGUCCCGAAGACCUCCCUCCAGCUGGUGGCGAUGUGCUGCCUGGAGGUUGCCGUCAAAUACGAGGAGGUCGAGCAGGACGUUCCGUCCCUCCCCAAGCUUCGCAAAUGCGCCAGCAACGUGUACAGUUGCGAGAUCAUCAAGAAAAUGGAGCUCGCGGUGCUCAUAGAGCUCGAAUGGGAUCUCGCGACGGUGGUGUCCGCGCAUUUCCUCGAGUCCCUGUUCGCCGUCACCGACGGCGGCACGUUUCCCCACGACGACGUGGGCCCCGAUCGGCACUGGACGCAUCAGUGCGCCGCGCCGCUCCAGAAGCUGUGCUGCUACCUGCACAGCAUCUGCCUGCAGGAUGCGCACCUGGCGGCGACCGCCACGGCGUCCAAGCUCGCCGCGGCCAUCAUCGCCACCGGACGACUGCAGCUGAACAUCUACCCCGUGUGGCCAAACGAGCUCGCCGUCGCCGCUGGCUACCAGAGCGACGAGCUCGGUCCAAUCAUGUCCAAGAUUCUCGCGCUGUACAAGGAGGCGAUGCCCGCGGCGCACGCGACGCAAAACGCGGGGAUGGGUUACGAGAUGGCCGGGGCGUUCGACGUCGGCACCGUCAUCUCCGCGAUGCCGGGAGCCAUUCAGGUGCACGGCGGCGACGUGGGCGACGGCGUGCUGCGCGACGGGGGCAAAGACGGGCGAGAGUUUCUCACGCCGUCGCCCACGGGACCGCUGGACGCGUCUGGGUUUUUCGACGAGCCGAUGGAAUUUUCCGCGGGGACGGCGGUGUACUGCUGAGCGGUGGUGAUUGGACCUCGAGAACGCGCACGUGGAUGAGUUUGAAUCGAAUCGACGUCGGAUUGGGAAGCCACCCGCGUCGCGUGGCGCCGCGACGCGUAUCACGCGGCGGCGGCGGCGCGGGUGGCUACGGUUUGUGGGUGAGUGGGUGUGGCGGCGGCGGUGUGAUUUGAGUUUCUUUUUCUGGGACGGGUGAGGAGGGGGUGAAGAGGGUGAGUGAUGAGAGGGAGCGCCGAGAGACGAGAAACUACUCGCGCGUCGAAGCGGGCGACGAAGGAUUCGUCGCCGCGUGGGCGCCGCGCGAGCUCUCGGCUCGCCCGUCUCUUUGGGGAUCGACCGAAGGAGGUCGCUCGAACACGCAAGUUUUACCGACGAGUCGCGACGACGGCGGCGCGGCUCGACUGUUGUAAUCGUAUCUUACUUUUGAACG